Molecule: messenger RNA, 519 nt
Organism: Hansenula anomala
Lineage: Eukaryota; Fungi; Ascomycota; Saccharomycetes; Phaffomycetales; Wickerhamomycetaceae
Gene: SRP21
Product: signal recognition particle subunit SRP21
Exons: 1
Coding region: 1-519 (172 amino acids)
Source: RefSeq, a predicted model, not a curated record
AUGCCACUAGUCAAAUCAGCAGACGUCUUUAUAGAGAGAUCACUCCAUCUCCUGGAAACAAACCCAGCAUCCACUCGUAUCUCCAUAACGUAUGGUUCUGAAUCCAAAAGACAAUCAAAGAAGAAACAACACAAGAUAACAAAACCUGAAACUACGUCCUCCUCUGAAAACAAAUCUUUUGUUUCUUUCAAAACAUAUGAUCCAAUAUCUGGUCAACUCCAUAAAUUGAAAACUCACAAGACUAAAGAAUUAUCAAAAUUAUUAACUGCAUUGGGUCCUCAUGGUGUCUCUAUUCCAAAACCUAUAAAGAAGGCUGAUACACAACAAAAAGAGACUAUUGAACAAGUUCCAAUAAAAGGUUUCAGUACCAUAUUAACAAAUACUGAGAUUCAAGAAGAAUUAACUCCUGAACCUGAAAGACCUAAAUCUUCUGAUCAGCAAAGUAAUAACAGUGCAAGUGCUAGUACCACUACAGGUGGUGGUUCUAAAAAGAAUAAAAAGAAGAAAGGUAAACGUUAA